CUUUGAUUCUACCACUUCUCCCUUUGCUAUCUCGUACGCAAGACCGCCACCAUGUCCGACAACUCUCAAUCGAACCGCACCGUGCUCGGCAGACUUUUCAAACGCCUCAUGGACAUGAGAGACAAUGUGCCAAAUGAUGGCCAUGUAGACAUUAGAAAUUUCCGAGACGUCCGGCUUGUCACCCAGUUCAACUUUGAAAAUUUGGACAGCAAGGUAGCCACCCUGGGUCAGGUUCCUCCUGUUUGGUUUGUGCCGAUGAAGUUGGCGGAUUUGGAGAAGCUCGAAGUCGAUCCCCAGCUGGCCCGGAAAUUCCUUGAUAUCGACCAGAACUUUGGAAACAGUGGCUUUCCAAUGGAGCCAAUUGAUCGCGUACGCCAAGUCUCUACACUCAUCGAAGAUCGCACCACUCAUGAGGCCUGGUCUAAGCAGAAUCUCCAGGAUGUCGAUAACAACGGUUGGUGGACAACCGAGUGUCUGGUAGAGCCAUGCCCCGACAAUGGUAAAUCUUAUUCACACCUAGCCUUUCACCUUCUCGACGAUAAGGAGGCCCGGGAAGACGCCAUCCUGUACUCCGAGCUGUGCGCCAUUGUCGAGGCGAUGAAAGGCCGUGCGAAUCAACGCCUGGUGGAAUCCGAAAGCGUGCGGGAGGAACUUGACGAGUGUGGCGGUAGAGGCAAAGAAGUGCACCCCUAUCUUUUCGACGAGGAAGAUCCUUUUCCUGUGCUUGUAGUGUCUUGUGUUGCCCCCCAGCAUGCCAGGCUCUUUAUGGCAUGCUUACCCGCUAACCAAGCCCAGUGGGAUAGGGCCGAGACUGCCAAAAAGCUGAAACCCAGGAGUCUUCGCGCAUGGCCGAACCUCAAGUCAGGGUCUAAAGUGAGUGUCGAACAGUUUCUUCUCUCCCGUGUGCUGUGCCCCCCGAUGCGUACUCCAGACCAGCUGGACAUUGGCCAGUUUGGUAUCACUCCUGCUCUUCUCACCCGGGCAAUGAAUCUGCUACAAGUGACCCCAACCUACCAGUUGUACCUCCAGAGCAUUGGAGGGGACAACUGGGCUAACCCAGCACUGGGUCCUUUCGGACCAGUACUGAGACUCCAGGCGGAGAUUCGUGCGGGAUGGGGGAAGGGCGGCGAUGACCUGACCGAUGAAGAUACUGUAAAUUCAGCCUUCAUCGAGCUUGUCAAUGCCCUGACCUCCUUAGUUCCCAAUGCGGACUCCUGGUGGAGGACAUCAAAGCGCAGAUUGACAUUUACGGGUUUAAGGAAGAACACAUACGUAGCCAUCACGGAUGGCCAGUUCGAGGUCAAGGCUACGGAGAAGAUCAGGAUGCCCAUCGAGUGCAAAGGGGGGAGAAGGGCAAAGAAGGAUCGUAAGAUCACGCAGCAAGAGGUGGCCGAACUCGCGGCCUGGGUUAAGGAGCACCGCGAUGCCCCGGACUCUCCUCCAGUGCGGUUCCGUCCCCUCGCGGGGCAGUGUGGGCAAGAGAUAUCUUUGGAGAGCCUAGAGUAUGGGGAAUAUUGGGUCAAGUACCUUAGACAAGGGCGGAAGGCGGGCAACUCGUUUGCCACACUGCAUAAAUAUGGACCCUACAACAUCAACCAAGCCUCCCACAUGAGACGUCUUGCGCCCGUGAUUGUCGCUAUGUCCUUUUAA
Aspergillus neoniger CBS 115656 is the source of this 1650-nucleotide messenger RNA. RefSeq lists its product as uncharacterized. The record is from RefSeq and is a predicted model, not a curated record. NCBI's taxonomy places the organism in Eukaryota, Fungi, Ascomycota, Eurotiomycetes, Eurotiales, Aspergillaceae. The transcript has 4 exons. Bases 52 to 1650 code for a protein of 532 amino acids.